Alternaria arborescens is the source of this 1659-nucleotide messenger RNA. RefSeq lists its product as hypothetical. The record is from RefSeq and is a predicted model, not a curated record. The coding region runs from base 1 to 1659 and encodes 552 amino acids. Gene Ontology annotation, molecular function: protein binding. The transcript has 2 exons. NCBI's taxonomy places the organism in Eukaryota, Fungi, Ascomycota, Dothideomycetes, Pleosporales, Pleosporaceae.
AUGAAGCGUGCGCGCGAUGGGGAAGAUGAUGGCGAACAUACAGCCAAAGUACAGCGGCUCCUGAAUCCCGAUCGACUAUCAAAGCUCAGCGAAGAACUUCUCGUGCGCGUAUUGUCAUUCGUGCCAGUACCCUCGCUAUUAGUAUGCCAAAGGAUAUCGAAGAAGUUCAGCCGCCUUUCUGUCGACUCGGAACUAUGGAAAGCCGCCUACUACCGCACAUUCGUCCUGCCGAGAGCAUCGCGCAUCCCGGGCAUCAAGGGCCCUGCGAACCCUAAUCGGCUACACUACUCCUCCCGCCUGUCCAAAUGGCUAGACGACGGCUAUCUGGUCAAGGAUGGUACACAAACCAACUGGAAGCAACAAUAUCGGCUACGGCAUAAUUGGACUCAGGGACAAUGCGCCGUCAGCGAGAUCGUGGUCGCCGAAAGGCCUCCAGAUCCGCCGCUGCUAGUCAUGAUGUCCAACAGCAUCAUCUACGCCGCCGAUUCCAUGUCAGGCCUCCGAGCGUGGGAUUCGAAGAAUGACAGGGAAUUGCUGGCGUCUUCCGAACUGUCUGGUGAUACAGAUACAGCUCGAUUGCCAACCUCCAUGGCUACAGACGCUAACAACACGGGCGACGAUAAAGAACGAGUCGUUGUAGGCUUCGAGGAUGGCUCCUUCUCCAUAUACGCUCUCAGAAUAGACCAAAGGACGAGCCGAAAGACGUUCACAAAUGUCUUUACCCAUCCGCCAUCGACCAACGGAAUGCUAUCGGCUCUCGCAUACUCAUCGCCUUACCUCGUCACCAUGACUGAAGACCACCUACUCUCACUAUACGCCUUCGAGAGCAUACCAGGCACCACUGGCCUUUUAGACGCACCCAAACUCCUAUACUCCCUACGCUCCAACACAGCAUGGCCACCCGUGUCGCUCUCGCUACGAACAACAGCAACGAGCAUGACCGCCGCCAUCGCAUACUCCUUGCCCACUUAUCUAUCUGGCUGGACAGUUGGCGUGCAAGAACUGAUACUGUCACACAAGGGCGAUUUGAUCGAGUCACGAUUAGCUACUGCGGCAGACGAGCACUCCUUCACACUUUCUGCAUAUCGCUCGACCUCGUCCGACAGGCUGCCGCCAUCGCCUUCAUCCAACAGCGCAAGAGAAGCGUCUGUACCGAGCGGGCCGAGUCGAUCGAAACCCACCUCCAUGUCGUAUUCCCACCCGUAUCUGCUUGUCGCACAUCCCGACAACACAUUAUCGCUCUACCUCGUCCGGUCCACAUCGCAGGCACUUUCGAUAAGCUCCGGCAACCGUCUCUGGGGCCAUACAUCUUCAAUAUCUGGUGCUCAUGUCGGCAUGCGCGGCAAGGCCGUGUCCGUGAGUAGAAGAGGAGACGAGCUCCGGGUAUGGGACUUGGAGGGUGGCAUGACUUCUUCGGCAAACCGCAGGCGCUCAAGAAACGGACAUUUGAGUGUUCGUGUGCAGCCUUCCAAAGCCAGUGAGGAGCAUACACAGGAUGAUGAAUCAGGGCAGCAGGUAGGCUUGCGAUUCGCUCUAGACCAGGGGUUCGACGACUCUUCCGUUAGUCGCGGUUGGGUUGGUUUCGACGAGCAGAAUGUGAUUGUGCUGCGAGAAAAGAGCGAAGGUAGUCAAGCUUUGGUGGUAUACGACUUUACGUGA